Aspergillus tubingensis is the source of this 489-nucleotide messenger RNA. Its product is annotated as polyketide synthase. Gene Ontology annotation, biological process: fatty acid biosynthetic process; secondary metabolite biosynthetic process. Lineage: Eukaryota; Fungi; Ascomycota; Eurotiomycetes; Eurotiales; Aspergillaceae. The transcript has 2 exons. The coding region runs from base 1 to 489 and encodes 162 amino acids. Gene Ontology annotation, molecular function: fatty acid synthase activity. The record is from RefSeq and is a predicted model, not a curated record.
AUGAGAGCAGUCCUAAUAUCAUCCGCACAUACGAUCCAGCACUUGGAUGGAAUACUACAAGACGCUCAUGAUGCGCCAUCCUGGUCGCUCUACGAAGAGUUGACGGCCGACGGUGCCCAGGUCCAACGUCCGGAACUAUCACAGCCGCUUGUCACGGCACUUCAACUGGCACUGCUAGCUCUAUUUCAGGCUUCCGAUGUGGUGCCUCAAGCGGUCAUCGGGCAUUCAUCCGGGGAGAUUGCAGCAGCUGUCGCGGCAGGCUACAUCACCCCCGAGCAGGCUAUCUUGAUAGCGUAUUAUCGGGGUAAAGCUACAUUCGAAGCCGUUUACCAGGCACUUGUCGGGAUGAUGGCUGUUGGUCUUGGACCUGACCAGGUCUUACCAUACUUGGAGGGCACUACUAUUGAGAUUGCCUGCAUUAACAGCCAGCAGAGCGUCACCCUCUCGGCCAAGGUGAUGUACUCGCUGGGCGAUAUGAGAAUCUGUUGA